Molecule: messenger RNA, 1079 nt
Organism: Neurospora hispaniola
Lineage: Eukaryota; Fungi; Ascomycota; Sordariomycetes; Sordariales; Sordariaceae
Product: U3 small nucleolar RNA-associated protein 11
Exons: 2
Coding region: 137-970 (277 amino acids)
Biological process (GO): rRNA processing
Cellular component (GO): nucleolus; small-subunit processome
Source: RefSeq, a predicted model, not a curated record
AGACAGCGUUCAGCGGCAACCAAGGUCACUUUGCAGCCGCCUUCAUUGCUUCCUUCGAUUGACUCCCUUCCCUUUUGCUGGCGUCUCUCCCGGAUCAUAUCUUACCUCUCCCACAUAAUACAGACGGACAUCAACCAUGUCGUCGCUACGGAACAGCGUUCAGCGCCGCUCCCAUAAGGAGCGUGCCCAGCCUCUCGAGCGCCAACGUCUCGGUCUCCUCGAAAAGAAGAAGGACUACCAAAAGCGUGCCAAGGACUACAAGAAGAAGCAGGAAGUCCUCAAGUCGUUGCGCCAGAAGGUCGCUGAGAAGAACGAAGAUGAAUUUUACUUUGGCAUGAUGUCCCGCAAGGGACCCGGUUCCGCCAUCACCUACGACGGCAAAAAAAGGAACUUUACCGGCACGGUCGAAGGCGAUCGCGGCAACAAGGCCAUGGACGUGGAGACGGUGCGCCUGCUCAAGACACAGGAUCUGGGUUACCUACGGACGAUGCGGAACGUGGCUGCCAAGGAGGUGCGCGAGCUGAUGGAGAGGGUCAUUCUUGCUGGUGGCGCCGACGUGGACGACGAUAGCGAGGACGACGACGAUGACGACGAUUUCGAGGACUUCAAUCAGGGUAUGGGCGGCAGCAAGAACAAGAAGAAGAGCUCGAGCGGGAGGACAGCACCCAAGAAGAUCGUCUUUUUCGACGCGGCAGAGGAGCGCCAGCAAAAGUUACAGGCAGUGGAAGACCAAGAGAUGCAAGAUUUCGAUUCAGAAGAGGACGAGGAAAAGGCAAAGGAGGCGGGUCGGAAGGCGCGAAACUUGGCGAGACUGCAGAACAGGCUCAAGCAGGCCAAGAAGAAGCUCCAGGCCUUAACGGAUGCUGAGACGGAGCUGGAGAUCACACAGGCCAAAAUGGCCAAGACACGGACGUCUGGCGGCAUCACAAAAUCUGGUAGGAGGAUCAAGGUUAAGGAGAGAAAAAGGUGACGGACUCGACAGAAGGUUUCCGUUUCUUUUCUCCUCUCUCUUUGUUCACUUCCUCACUGGUGGGCUGCUUUUCUUUGUUCCGAUUUUCACUGGGUUCAAUUUUUUCCAA